AUGUUUUCAUAAGCUUUCAGAAGAGAUCAAUAACCUUAAUAAUAGUAACCAUAACCAUUAGGCAUUUCAUUCCAUAAGUAAAGUUAAUUAGUUAAUUGUAAGCCUAACAAACAAAAUCCUUUUCUCAAAAUUAAUAUGAAAAAGAGAAUAUAAGCUAAUUUCUUGGUUCAACAAAAAGAUAAAAUUUAAAUGAAUCCUUCUAUUAAGAAUAAUAAGUACCCCAAAUUUCAGAAGUUUAUAGAAUAUUGGAACAACUAUAAUAAAUGAUGGUAGUCAAAUUCAAUGACUUCCAAAAUGUAAUUAAUGAAUAAGAAAAAGCCAUUAGACCUUUAAUUGAUUAGAAUACUUAAUUAAAUAACUAAUUAACUAAUGUUCUUUAGUAAAGUGAAAAAAUACUUUCAUAACUCACUGUUAAUCUUGAAAAGAGUGAUUAGAUUAAUAAAAGAAAUCAAAAGAGAAAAAGUAAUGAGGGUUAAGAAAAUGAUUUAGGAGCAGUUCAAUUAUUACUAAAAACAUUAGAUGAUAGAUUGAAUAAUUUAUCAAAUGAAGUAGAAAUGAUAGCAGAAACUAAUAAUAGAUUUCAAGUUCAUGUGAGGAUAUUGUGAACAUAGAUAAAUUAGAACAUCGUGAAAAUAUGUAGAGAGUAUUACAAGAGAUGGAUAAAGCAAAAAGGUCCUUAUCUAAAAAAAAAAAACGUUGAAUUUAAUUAUAUAUAUAUAUAUCCAUUAUCAUAAAAAAGAUUUGUAUUAACUUGAGAAUGUUCUUUAAAAUUAUUUAUAUGAUGAUUAAGAAGUAAAUAAUAAUGUUGGUUUACAUUGUGUUUUUGCUACAGCUAGUCCUGUUUUAACAACAGGAGUAAAAAGAUAUUAUGGAAAAUUGACAGCAUAAAUAAAAGCAGAAUUAGAGAAGAAGAAAUAAAAAGAAAGAUUAAAACGAUUAUAAUAAGAAUAAGAAGCAUAAAAAUAAUAAUUUGAGAAUUAAUUUAAUUAAAGUACUGUUUAAAUUAUAGAUGAUAAAUAGGUUGAAGAAAAGUAUUUUGAAUAAUAAAUUGGUGAGAUUAAAUUACAAAAAGAAUAAGGAGGAUUUUAAGAAGAAUUAAAUUAAGAAGAUUGGGAAUAAGAGGAAGAGAAAUUAAAAUAAGAAUUAAAUGCAUUUCAUUCAUUUGCUGAUAUGAAAGAUUCAGAUUUUCCAGCUUUUCUUACAAUAAAAAAAUUAGUAUUAUUGGUUGAUGGAUCAUUAGCAAAACCAUUUUUUUCUCGUACUUAAGAUAAGAAAAUUUUAAGCUCUGAUACUCAUGCAUAAUGGAGUACUGAAAAUACUGGAGUUAUUUUAUAAAUUCAUACAGAAGAGAUGAAGAUUAAGAGAUAGAAUAUGAUGAUGAAGAAUAUGAAACUUUAUUUGAUGAAAAUGAAUUAAAUGUUGAUGAUAUGGAUGAAUAAUAACUAGAAGAAGAAUAUUAAAGAUAACUUUAUUUAAUGA
Paramecium sonneborni is the source of this 1479-nucleotide messenger RNA. NCBI's taxonomy places the organism in Eukaryota, Ciliophora, Oligohymenophorea, Peniculida, Parameciidae. The record is from the annotation of a GenBank genome assembly.